Molecule: messenger RNA, 703 nt
Organism: Paramuricea clavata
Lineage: Eukaryota; Metazoa; Cnidaria; Anthozoa; Malacalcyonacea; Plexauridae
Source: the annotation of a GenBank genome assembly
AUGCAACUACUGGCUGUUUUCUUUCUUUUGAGGGGCAUUCACAAUGUAUAUGCAUUUAUUCGUGUACCAGUGUUAACGGCACCUUUAGCUUCCCUGAAUUUACCAUUUUUACAAGGUUUCAUGAACCAAAGCAAAGGCAAUUACAAUAAAGUUACGACUUAUGAUGUUUGGCAAACGCCGAGGAACCCAGGAGGCCAGAUUAGUGCAUUCGAAGCUAUUGGGCUGACCACCGUCCAAACAAUAGUUUUCGACGCUGAUGUUCUUCUCCAACGUGGACAACUUUCAAAAGAGAUCCUUGAGCAGAGCAUGUUAUAUCAUUGCCCCGAUGUGUGCUACUUUGUAAAUGACACUGAUGUCGUUGCUACUACUAAUCUUACUCUGAAAAAUUUGGAAAACGUUGCAAGCUAUCAAAUAAGAGAAAUUCACGAGUUUGCUGUUGCAGCAAUAGAGAAGAAAUUUUGCUUCAACAUGACAGUUUUGGAACAGAAACUAAAUCUUUCGUCGUUACGUGUGAUCAAUGAUCAAUGGUCUUUGUUUAUACCUGAUAUUGUCGCAGCAGCCAUAAAGUGUCGUGCUGAUCAACUGGCUAUAACAGUUUCUCAACUUGCUCAGCUUUUGAAUAAAAAUGCUACAACGUUGUAUGGAUAUGAUAUGAAUCAAGUUGAAAACAUCUUCUUUCCGGCAUUUGACGACUUGCUUACAC